CUGUGUGGCGGGUAUUUAAUAAUGCGCUCGAUUUAACUUGAGUCAGUUUUUUUAGUAAUUGUUCGCAUGUGAAAUCAUCACUGCUUUUGUACGUGACUUUAACUGCAUAGUUCUGACUAACUCCCAUGUAUGUGACAAGUAGCUAGUAAAAUGGUGGCUGUAUCUGACUGAAGUUGUGACUUCCGAACUCUUUUGUGUAGUGGUUCAAUCGAGUAUGCGGAAUUAAAUUGUCGGAUCUGUGUGCGAGGAUUAGAAAUGAACUGUAGUGAAAGUCAUAAGUGUACUAAUGUCAGUAGAGUGGCUUGAAUACUCGUUGAGUGUUUUCAUUCAGAAACAUGUUGUAUAUAUAUGAGAGUUUGCAUUGCAAUUGAAUUGUGUAUAAUUAAGGAUUGUGCAUUAUUGAUCUGAGAGAAUUUAAACGUAUCCAGUUGUUUGUAUACAUUGUUAAGAUUCUCAAUGAUCAGUGAAAAUUAUCAAUAAAAAAAUAAUUUUAAAAGCGUGGCAUUUUAACCAUGGAUGUACAAGUAACUCAGACACCAAAGGUAACAGAGAGACGAGCCAAAGUUGAAGUGAAAUCUGAAUCUAAGCUAGAUAGACAGAAGAGUAGAAGGUUUAGUCGCAGGUUUUCCUACAGCAUUCGGAGAACUUUUCGACGUAAACGCAAGAGGAUGAGCAUAUCUACACCAGUAAAACAUGACACAUCCUAUGAGAAGCUUGUGGGUGACAAGGAGGGGCGGAGAGGAAGUGUUCCUGCGGUGCCUCCUGUAGUCAACGAGGUUACCAUGGAAACACCGGAAACACCACACCGCGCACCUUCAAGAUUCACGAAUUUCUUAAGGUUCAAGUCCAAUCUGAAGCGUACAAAGUCUGCACACAAGUUGGACAGGAAGCGAAAUGAAGUGACGAGCCCAGAGUCAGAAAACAACACGUUUGUUGGCACUCUGAAACGCACUAUGAGCCUUGGUCGGCUCUCACGGAAACGGCUUCGAUCUAAAUCAUCUGACCUUGACAACGGGAAAUUGCACGAGCACCAACACUUACAGCCCUGUACCUGUGUCACCCCGACCCCUGAAGCCAAAAGCACCUGGUCUGUGAUCAGUUCGCGGCUGAAAAACUCGCAGUCCCAUGAGUCCCUGCUCACCUCUCACGUCACUCCGCUGCACUCCAUCGACCUGACGGGGUCCGACAUGGAGAUCCGACCCCUGCACAGCAGCAUCCUCUCGCAGGAACACUGCCUCCAGGUUUCCACAAUGCACGGACGAAAGUUCAUCUCCUGCAGAACUGCUGAAGAACGGGAGAAAUGGAUGCUGAGUUUAAGGAAGACUGCCAAUCCUCAGCAAGAAAACACCAGACGAUGUGAGUCCUCCCUGAAAGUUUGGGUGCAGGAAGCCAAGAAUGUUCCGUCCAAGAGAAGAUACUUCUGUGAAGUGUUGUUGGACAAGACAUUAUAUGCAAGGACAUCCAUAAAGACCAUGGGGGACAUGCUGUUUUGGGGGGAACAGUUUGAAUUCAACAACUUGCCUGCAGUUGAAUAUCUCGUGGUGAACCUGUACAGGGAGGGAGACCAGAAGAAGAAAAAGAAAGAAUUCAACACAUUAGUCGGUUACACGAAAAUACCCAUCACAGAUGUUAGUAACAACCGACAGUAUGUGGAACGAUGGUUCAACACUAGUUCUGGUACUGUGGGCAAGGGAGGUAAGGAGAACAAGACUGAUCUCCCUUUGAUCCGACUGAAAGUGCGUCACCAGAAUGUGGAAAUCCUUCCCGUGAGGCUGUACAGUGACCUGUCUCAGUACAUUGGUGACAACUACAUCGUCCUGUGUGAGCAGUUGGAGCCUAUAGUGAAUAUCCGUGACAAGGAGGAGCUUGCAACAACGCUCAUCAAGGUUAUGCAGAAGCUUGAAAAGGCCACAGACUUCCUGCGUGAGGUCGUCAUGUCCGAAGUUUUACGCUUAGAUAACUCUCAUCUCACAUUUAGAGGUAACAGCCUGGCCACAAAGUCGAUGGAAGCCUACAUGAAAAUUGUGGGCGAAAAGUACCUGAGCGACACGUUGGGUGAAUUUGUUCGCAACAUAAUCCACUCAGAGGAUGAUUGUGAGGUGGACCCAACGCGAGUUGCCAUGCCACAUUUUUUACAACGGCAACAGACCAACCUCCGAAUGUACUGUGAUAUGGCAUGGACGAAAAUCAUCACUUCGUCAUCAUUCUUUCCAAGCGAGCUACGAAACGUGUUCACGUGUUUUCGACACCGAUGCGUAGAAGAAAACAAAGGGGAUCUGAGUGAAAACCUCAUCAGUGGAUCGAUUUUCUUGCGAUUUCUCUGCCCCGCCAUUUUGUCUCCGAGCCUGUUCCACCUGACGCAGGAGUUCCCCACAGAGAGGGCGGCUAGAAACCUGACCCUGAUCGCUAAAACUAUACAGACACUGGCAAACUUCUCCAAGUUUGGAGGUAAGGAAGAUUACAUGACCUUCAUGAACGACUUUGUGGAAGAGGAGUGGACCAACAUGAAAGAUUUCCUGACCAAGAUCUCUUCACCCGAUGAGAAUGACAACUACACGGAAUACGACGGGUAUAUAGAUAUGGGCAAAGAGCUCUCCAUGUUACAUUCACAAAUAGAGGCAACCUUGGAGAAGGCUCCACAGGAGACCCUAGACAGCCUGGGCAACCUUCCCAAGAUUCUGGCUCAGGUCAAUAAUGACUUGAAAGACCCCAACGUGAACCAACGAAAUAAACCACAAAACCGAAAGAGCCAACAGUACGACAACCUAGUGAACAUUCAGGCUCACAUUGACCUUACCACGACCCCUACAGAGUUGCUAAGGGAUAUGUUAAAACAGUGUGGUGGGGAGUCCCCAACAAACUCAAACUUGUUCGUGAACAGGGGAACAGAAUCUCCUAACGGCAGCAUUGACAACGAGUGCGAGUCGUGCGAUUCCAGGCUCACCGAUGACAGUGCAAGUUCAACCUCAAAAAAUGAAAUUCACAGGUCGGAAGUUGCAAACGUUUCUGUUACGAGCCGAUCAAACGUGAGCGAAUCUCGUGUGAAUAAGUCGUGGAGUCAGAUGGUGAGUGCGGCGGAGGUUGUCAAUGGUGAGUUUAUCGACCUGAUCACCUUCAUGGAUGAAGAAGGGAACCAUUCUGUAGACUCUGAGGGCAAUGGUAAUGGUUCCCAGAUGUCGAUAAGUCAAAUGUCAACAAUGGCAUCGUCUGGGUAUCAAUCGUUCGGUUACAGCCAGUCAAGUUCUCCUAUAGAUCAUGACAAACAGGAGGUCACCCCUCCAGAACCCCGCAAGACGCAGCAAUACACGCACAAUAGCAACUAUACGCAUUCAACUCCAUUGUCUUUCUCUAAUCCCAUGUACAGACUAAACAACAGGGGUGUAUCUGUCUCUAGUCACAGCAGGAAAACGUCGUCACCCAUUCAGAAAGUCUCAAGUAAUAGCUCUUUGAGUAGUGAGGGGGAGACGCAAACAGUGACCACCAUCAGUCCAGUCAGAUCAGAACAGUUGAGAUGUAAAGAUCUUAAUAAACCACUCGUCCUUCAUUCGUUCAACUCUAGCAGUACGGACUCCGUAACGGAGCGAGAAAGAAUCACCCAAAGUGUUUCAAAUAACAAUGUGUGCUAUUCAGACUCGAGUGUUGAUAGCAGUCGUGUGGUGCAGACCAGUUUUUCGAACAACAAUGUUUCUUCAAUAACGAUGGAAAUUAACACCAAACCGCGACACUCUCAAUCGAAUAACAGUUUAAGUGCUAAAACAAAAUCAUCAUUGGUGAAUGGUAACUCAUAUUCAUCGAGUGAAGGAACGCGCAAAUUUUCGUUGGAAUUACGUGGUUCUUCAAGUCCCGUGUUGUCUCAUAGUGCUCGAUCAACAUCAAGUUCUGCCACAUCAUCCUCAUACACUACAACUUACUACAACACUAUUGGCAGUACGCCAAGGCGUGGACAUGAACUCUCUAACAGUGUUGACUUUGCAUCCAUGUCAAAAUCGCAAUUUUCUACACAUGGACACUCUGAUCAGAUGCGUAGAACUGCGACGGAUACAAGUAUCUCUCAGCACGGUGCCUCUUCAACUAGCGAAGGCUCUUCAGUCUCGUCCUCUACCAGGAGCAUUACCUCCCCUGACGACAGCUCUCUGUUCAGGAGGUUGUCCGCCCAGAAUGCAGUUCACAUGGGAAUACGAUCCGUCCAGCGGCGUAUACACGAACAGGAGAAAAGUAAACAAGAGUACGAACAGGAGGUGACAGUCCUGAAGCAGCAGCUACUGGAGGCACAGGAGAGACUGAAGCAGGCAGAGGAGAGGCUACAGGAACAGGAGACGGACACGGAGUGGCAGCACAGGCUGCGGGAGAGUGAGGAGAGGAUGCGCAGGCAGCAGGCUGAGAAGGAUGACCAGAUGAAGACCAUCAUUCAAAGGUUGAUGCACGUAGAGGAGGAGCUCAGAGAGGAACAGGAGGAGAUGCAGAAGACCGUUGCGCAGAAACAGCAGGUCAUCGAGGCCCAGGAGCGUCGCAUUCAGUCGCUCAACGUCGAGAACAGUCAGCUGAUACUUACCCUUAACCAAUUGAAAGAGCAUUACAGCGCCACUGCUGCCAAGAACGGGCUCGUACCCCCGCUGAAGACAAAACUUGCUGAUGUCUCGCAGUUUAAGACCAGCUCUUGUUAAAUAUUUACUUUAAGGCUUGUUUAGUUUCGUGGCUGAGGAGAACGAAUAUUUUUUUGGGGAAAGUAAGAAGCUAAAGAUGAAAUCUGUUGAUUGAAGACUGAUUUGCUACAAGUAAAAAGAGAUAAUAAGACUCACAAUUUAAGCCAAUAUACAUUAAUAUGCUCUAGCAAAAUCUUGCUUGCUUACAUACUGGUGUUUCUCAGUUCUGUACAAUAUAAUGAUUGUCAUGCUUGUUGGAGUUGGUAAACAAUGUUUAAAUAAAAAAGUGAAGUUUAUAAGAAGAGUUUUAAUUGAAAGCUGGUUAUAAUAUGUGGGAAGGGAAUGCAUGGCAUUAGUGAAAAAGAUUGCUGGACAUUGCAUUUAUAUUUCCAUGUCACAAUGUAUUAUAAAGCGAGAUUAUUAUACAGAAAACCAGUUUUGUCAUUGUUGUAAAUGACUUAAUAGAACAGCACUGCAUUCAUUUGUUUUGAGAUGCUGAAAACCAGCCCAUACUCUUUAUAGGUUUUUUUAAUGGUAUUAAUAAUUUAACAGUAUUUAUAUGUGUUCAAUAAUAAACAUUGGAAUAAGACUUUCGAAUAAGAAUAUAUAAAAAAUCGAUGCCAAGCUAUGCAUUUGAAGUGCUGUUUAGACCAAAAGAUGUAUGUUCUGACAAUCAUAAUUGUUACAUAAAACCCUAAUAAUGUUUUUUUUACAAUGGGCAAGUGAUACAACAUGUUAUAUGUAUAUGAUAUGAUGAAAGCGCCUUUGUAUUGUGUGCAUAUUGUGUGCUAUCAACAAUGUUCCUGUCUACUUAACCCUUUCAGUGCGGGAACCGAAUUUUGAAGGCCUUUGCAAACAGUUUGGAUCCAGAUGAGACGCCACAUAACGUGGCGUCUCAUCUGGAUCCAAACUGUUUGCUA
Messenger RNA from Dreissena polymorpha, 5563 nucleotides. Its product is annotated as disabled homolog 2-interacting protein-like. Gene Ontology annotation, biological process: regulation of GTPase activity. NCBI's taxonomy places the organism in Eukaryota, Metazoa, Mollusca, Bivalvia, Myida, Dreissenidae. The coding region runs from base 513 to 4664 and encodes 1383 amino acids. The transcript is spliced from 19 exons. The record is from RefSeq and is a predicted model, not a curated record.